GCUGGUUUAGAGGUGAGGGCCAGAUAGCGGCUAGAUCGCCCAUGCAACCUGUGCCUCGUACGCUACUUGGGUAGGUCAUACCUGAUGGCCCCCCACGACAAGGGCUGCCUUGACGAUGUUCAGGUCUUGGGUGCGUGGAACUUCACUCUUCAAGCGGAUACGCCGCUCUACUGGCUUCGCUGCGGGCGAUUAGACAAGUACCUCAUGAAGUUCACCGUGCACGCGCCAUGCCCCUGUACUUGUGGCAUCGUGCUGCACGCAGAGGCGGACUUUGGAGGCACCGAUGGGGCCUCCUUCUGGGUUGAGCGCAGGAAGUCUGAAGAUGGCCAAGGGACCAAGAGAUACCUGCUCUCCGGUGAUGGCUUGGACUCCAGGCCCAUUGUCACCAAACAGUACCCUGAUAGCGACUCUGACAGCAAGGAGGAGAUUGAGGUGCUAAUGCAAGGCUACAAUGGUGUGAUCAUGGUUCAAAACCGCAAAGUACACCUGAAGUUCAAGUGCAGGCGCAACAAAGGCUCCAUUGCCUUCUACAACUCCACACAGAGCGACCGGGACGACGUCCAUUUCGCAGAUGUCCGCAUCACCGCCAUCCAGCGGGGGCCGAUGGAGGUCGCUGGCUGGUUGGGUCAGCGGGAGCGACAACUGCUGGGACGUGAUCGAGAGGAUCCAACGACGACCGUCCAAGACGAGGACAACGUUGGUUUGCGACCUGAAGACCCAGAUCCUGCCAGAAGCACUUCGACCUCUCGAAUGUCACGAACUCAGAAGCAGGCAACCUUGCUUCGCUCUGGAGUGGGCCCCGUAAAGAAGAGGCCGAAUGGGCCGCUGCAUCAAAGCGGCAAUGUCCUCCGAAGGAGCGCGUCGGAUGUGGUUUUGCCGAAAUCCAAUACGAGAUCGACCAGGUGGAUUCCACUGGCGAAGAAUGCGCCUGCCAGUGAGAAGCAGCUGAUACGGGAUGCCAUGCCCAAGCUGGCCAAAUCGAAAGAUGCUUGCCAGGAUUUCAUCGCAAUGCCACUCUGAGAGUUGGCAGGCGCAUGCCGUUGGCAUACCUGCCCAGCGGACAGUCCUCAUCAUCUCGCUUGUAUGCAAUCCUCAGAAUUUCAUCUCAAGGCUUUGACUCUAGGGGC
This is a messenger RNA of Durusdinium trenchii, 1127 nucleotides long. Lineage: Eukaryota; Dinophyceae; Suessiales; Symbiodiniaceae. The record is from the annotation of a GenBank genome assembly.